Molecule: messenger RNA, 4545 nt
Organism: Jaculus jaculus (lesser Egyptian jerboa)
Lineage: Eukaryota; Metazoa; Chordata; Mammalia; Rodentia; Dipodidae
Gene: Psd4
Product: pleckstrin and Sec7 domain containing 4
Exons: 17
Coding region: 266-3175 (969 amino acids)
Biological process (GO): regulation of ARF protein signal transduction
Cellular component (GO): ruffle membrane
Molecular function (GO): protein binding; guanyl-nucleotide exchange factor activity; phospholipid binding
Source: RefSeq, a predicted model, not a curated record
UGCAGACAAGCGCCUUGACGGCUAAGCCAUCCCUCCAGCCCAACUUGCAUCAUUUUAGAGAAUGCGAUACACACCUGGAUUACUACUCAGUGAUUAAUGGCUGAUCAGAAUGAUUGUAAGGAAGAGGAAGACAUACGUCUCUUUCUCCAAAGAGAAUAGAUAUGGAUUCCCUGUUGCCCUUCUGGCUGGUGCUUCCCUUCAUCCAUGAAAUGGGAUUGUGAAAAAAGACACUACUUGGGAUUCCUGCUCACCUUUUGCUGUGAGAAUGAUGGGCGACAACAAACCUUCAGACCACCCGCAAUCCAUGGAACUUCUCAAUAUCUGUUUGGGAGAAAAUCUUCAACAAUGCUCAGAAGCAAGCCCAGGAGAAACACAUGGCCAGCCAGGCCCUCCUAAACCUUGUCAGGAACGUACCUGGGCUUUUGAAACUCCUGUAUCCACCCAGCCUGAUGUUCCUCACACUGGCUCUGAUGUAGAGCCCACUCACCAGGGAAGCUGCUAUUUCCAGAGGGAGUACAGUCAUAUACCAGCCUUACCUGGGUCACUGGGGAAUAGCUGCCCUUUGGGGAGUCCACAGCAGAACCCAAGCUCAUCUACACAGGUGGUUUUCUGGGCUGGCAUCCUGCAGGCCCAGAUGUGUGUCCUGGAUCUGGAAGAGGAGUUGGAGAAGACAGAGGGGCUCAAGGCUGAACUGAGAUAUUGCCUCUCCCCACCUUCUAGGGACUUCCCUGGUGAUGUCAGCCAGAGCCCUAGCCCCCCUGAAGUUGAGGAGGACUCUGAGGAUGACAACAGUGGCCCUGAGGGGGAGAACCAGGCCUGGCCAAGGGAAGAAACUUUGGGCUGUUCCCCAGAGUGGGGUCCUGAGGAGGAGAGCAUCUUCUUUGACAAUCCCCUCUUUCUGGAGAGCCCCUGCUCAGACACCAGUGCUGUUGAGGAGUGCUUUUCCUGGGGUUUGUCAGACACUUACCCUGAUGUGAAGACCCGACCUGACAGCCUACAGGCCCAGAAAUCUCCACUCUCAGGAACCUCAAGGUUCUGGGAGCCAGACUUGGGGGUUGACAUAGCUCAUGAUAGUGGGCAUACCACUCCUCCUUUCCCUAUACCUUCCUAUAAGCCACACACUUGCUGGGCCUCAUGGGCCACUGAGGGGUCACCUAUAGCAUCUGCUGAGGAGGACAGUAAGGAACCACAGAUAUACCAGAGGAUCUCUGAACAAGCCCAACCCAUUCCUGAGGGCUGGCAGACAGAAGGUUCUACUUGGCCUCUGGAGUCUUUCAUCUCACAGAACAGAGGUGAGAGGGAUACUGGACAUCCCCAGGAACCUGCACCCUGCACCUUGGCCCCUAGCCUCUGUGGGAGUGUAGACUCUUCACUACAGCCUACUUGCCCAGAUCCUGAAGGCACAGGUGUUGGCCCUAGGUCCAGCCCUGUGUCCUUCCAGGACAGCCCACAGGUCCAGUGCCCCAGUUCCAGUCUUUUUCCCAAGGGACCACUAAAUGCUUCAUUCUCAUGGCUCAUGGAAGAGAAUGGAUCAGAGCCAAGUGACCUGAAGAAAGAGGAAACAGGUGAUUCCUCAAAUCCAAGGCAGGAGGCAAGGAAUGGAGGCACAGCCAGGACUGAAGAGAUUAUAGCUCUGCAGCCCCACAUCAAUUUGAGUUCUACAGAAGGGCUUCCAGAGAGUCCCAUGUUUCAAGUCCAAUCACCAGGGGAAGAACAAAAGCCAUCAGCUGGAGACAAAUUGGGUAAUGGCUUCAGGAAUGACAAGGAGGCCUGGAACCUAGCCUCCCGCCUCUAUCACCUGGAUGGUUUCCGGAAGUCUGAAGUGGCUGCUUACUUGCAGAAGAACAAUGACUUCAGCAGGGCUGUUGCUGAGGCGUACUUGUCCUUCUUCCAGUUUGGAGGCCAGAACCUGGACCAAGCCCUCCGAGGCUUUCUCCAGGCCCUAGUGCUCAGUGGGGAAACUCAGGAGCGGGAGCGAAUUCUCUACCAAUUCUCCAAACGCUACCAUUACUGCAAUCCUGGAGUCUUCCUCUCAGUAGACUCCAUACACACCUUGACCUGUGCGAUCAUGCUCCUUAACACUGACUUGCAUGGACAGAAUAUUGGGAAGAGCAUGUGCUGCCAAGAGUUCAUAACCAACCUGAAUGGCUUGCAAGAUGGCAAGAAUUUCCCAAAGCAGCUGCUGAAGGCUCUCUACUGGUCUAUCCGAAGUGAGAAGCUCGAGUGGGCUAUGGAUGAAGAGGAUGCAUCUAGACCUGAAAAGGCUAGGCCCUCUCCCACAACUGGCAAGAUGAACAGCCCCUUCCUCCAGCUGGCUAAGGACCAAACAAUACCCACCUACAAGCAGGGCAUCCUGGCUAGAAAGAUGCAUCAGGAUGCUGAUGGCAAGAAGACACUGUGGGGCAAGCGCGGUUGGAAGAUGUUUCACACCUUACUUCGAGGGAUGGUUCUCUACUUCCUGAAGGGAGAGGACCACUGCCUUGAGAUGGAGAGUUUGGUGGGACACAUGGUGGAUGAGCCUGUGGGGGUGCAUCACUCGUUGGCUAGCCCUGCCACCCACUACACGAAGAAGCCUCAUGUCUUCCAACUGCGGACUGCCGAUUGGCGCCUCUACCUCUUUCAGGCACCCACUGCUAAAGAGAUGGCUUCCUGGAUUGCACGCAUCAACCUGGCAGCAGCCAUGCACUCAGCGCCGCCCUUUCCUGCCGCCGUAGGCUCCCAGCGCCGAUUCGUGCGACCCAUCCUGCCCAUGAGCCCAGCCCACACCUCCCUGGAGGAGCAGCAUCGAUCCCACAAGAACUGCCUGGAUGCUGCCUGUGAUGACCUGCUGGACUUGCAGAGGAACUUACCUGAGCAUCGGGGCCGCAGCCGCGAGCUGGAGGAGUACCGUUUGCGGAAGGAGUACCUAGAGUAUGAGAAAAUGCGUUAUGAGACAUACGUGCAGCUGCUGGUGGCCCGUUUGCAUUGCUCCUGGGGAGACCUGGCUCAGUGGGAGGAGCAGCUGGGGAAGGAAGGUGAAGGCAUUCUGGAGCCCAAGCCCAGCCUGAAGAAGUACCACUCAAGCCCAUCCCUGCACCAAGAUGAGGCCCCCACCACAGCCAAGGUGAAGAGGAACAUCUCAGAGCGCAGAACCUACCGGAAAAUCAUCCCCAGGCGAAACUGCAAUCAACUGUGAAGCCAACAGCACCUCACAGACACUGGCCCCUUUUCUGAGGGGCCUUGUCUCACUGGCUUCAUGACAAAGAAUGAGGCACCCCCCCCUUCUCUGCUGAAGGACAUUCAUUCCCUUGUGGCUCCCAUUCCCUGACUCUAGAGCACCCUGCUAAGACUGCCACAUCUUCUCACCACUCCUUGUGACAGCCCCUCUGUUGCCCCUAUUCCUGGCUAUUCCUAGGUAAAGACAGAAGUUGGGCAAGGACUUGGCUCCAAUGCCAGAGUUCAUCCCAUGUCACCUCCAUCCCCCAGAAUUCAGAGCAUCCUUAUUUCCUGGACACAUGUGGGCCUGGUUUCUGGUUUGGUAGCUUUGAGUAGUGUAGCCAGGCAAACACAUCCCUGAGGAUGGUGCUCCUUAGAGAAUGAGGUGACUUUCCAGAAGAAACAAGCAGGAACUCUUAGGAAAGCCUAACCAGCAUCUUAUGACCCAGGGAGCAGGGUCACUCAGCCCCAUCCCCAGUGGGACAGCCUUCUGACAGGGACCUGGGCAGGUUUCAAGGGCUCAGCAAGGCUGUGAGUUCCAGGCCUCUGAUUGACUGUUUUGUCCUAUAAUAAGCCAUGCCCCCUAGCUGAUGAGAGGACCUCAUGCCCAACUGUAAAUCAGUACAUCAGAUCCUGUGGCCUGAGCCAGGACCAGUUGGGGUGAGAGCCUUCAGAGCUCUCUGGAAAACCCUGGAGUCCUGUGAACAAGGAACCUUUGUUCCUGAGAGCAAGGAAGGUGGUUCUCCAGAUACAUACCAUUGUAGAGUGCAGAGGGGUGGAAGGUAUUGACCAGCUCCUUUGGAGUCUGCCUAGCAGUGGAGGUGGAGGCUUUAUGUCCUUGGUUCUUGUUCAGAUUUAAGAGACUGCUGCAUGCAUCCCUUCCUCCAUACCUCUUAAAACUGCCUUUCUGAGGAUGUCAGGACCCCUUCCUUACUCACAGGACAGCUCCUGAUGCUUUGCUGCCCUCCCCUUGUCCUGCCCUCUGGUUGCCUUCCAGCUAGGACAGUUCUCUAGAGGAGGUUCUGGAGACUCAGGGACUUGGGGCUGUGCCUGUGGGAAGGAGGUUGGGCUGAGGGGAGCAGCCACCAUUGUCUCUGUUCAGCCAUGUGUGCCAGUAGGCUGCCAGCCAACCAGGGGCCUCGGCUGCCACCCCUACCAGCUGAUGCAUUGCCUUUCCUGCCUUCCUACUGGGCUCCCCUCCUCUCUUCUGGUGAUGUUUUAACAGCUCUGGAGGCCUGGAGCUCCAAACAGUGAGGCUAGUCUGUGGGAGCCACAUGGGGGUCUCUGGCCAGGACAUGGAACUGGACCAGCCACCCAAUGGAUAUACAAUAAAUACCAGUCAACAAAGGA